This is a messenger RNA of Onychomys torridus (southern grasshopper mouse), 1528 nucleotides long. RefSeq names its product transmembrane p24 trafficking protein 9 (gene Tmed9). The transcript is spliced from 5 exons. NCBI's taxonomy places the organism in Eukaryota, Metazoa, Chordata, Mammalia, Rodentia, Cricetidae. The record is from RefSeq and is a predicted model, not a curated record. Gene Ontology annotation, cellular component: Golgi apparatus; endoplasmic reticulum; endoplasmic reticulum-Golgi intermediate compartment. Gene Ontology annotation, biological process: COPI coating of Golgi vesicle; endoplasmic reticulum to Golgi vesicle-mediated transport; Golgi organization. The coding region runs from base 39 to 746 and encodes 235 amino acids.
GCUUGGCAGCCUGCGCCUGCGCAGGCAGGUGGGGCAAGAUGGCUGCCGAGCAAGGCGUGCGGGUUGUUGGGACCCCACCCGGACUCUUGUUAGGAAGAGGGAUGCGGGCCUUCUUGCUGCUGUUGUGGUUUGCAGCCCGCGGAGGCGCGCUCUAUUUCCACAUUGGGGAGACCGAGAAGAAGUGCUUUAUUGAGGAAAUUCCGGACGAGACCAUGGUCAUCGGAAAUUACCGGACACAGCUGUAUGACAAACAGCGGGAGGAGUACCAGCCAACCACCCCUGGGCUUGGCAUGUUCGUGGAGGUAAAAGACCCCGAGGACAAGGUCAUCCUGGCCCGGCAGUAUGGCUCUGAGGGAAGAUUCACCUUCACCUCCCAUACCCCUGGUGAGCACCAGAUCUGUCUUCACUCAAAUUCUACCAAGUUCUCCCUCUUUGCUGGAGGCAUGCUGAGAGUUCACCUUGACAUCCAAGUAGGUGAACAUGCGAACGACUAUGCAGAAAUUGCUGCCAAAGACAAGCUGAGCGAGCUGCAGCUGAGAGUACGGCAGCUGGUGGAGCAGGUGGAGCAGAUCCAAAAGGAGCAGAAUUACCAGCGGUGGCGUGAGGAGCGCUUCCGACAAACCAGUGAGAGCACCAACCAGCGAGUGUUGUGGUGGUCCAUCCUGCAAACGCUCAUCCUCGUGGCCAUUGGUGUCUGGCAGAUGCGGCACCUCAAGAGUUUUUUUGAAGCCAAGAAGUUGGUGUAGCUGUCCCAAGCCUCACAGGCAAUUUUCUUCCAGUCUGUGGGAAAAGGACCUCCUGGAGCUGGUUCCUCUCUGGGAGGAGGACUGGUUUUCAGCCAUAGAUGUUCUGAAGGGGAGAGGGACUGCAAGCAUGCCCUCACUCCUCAGGCUCAAGCUGAGGGCAGCAACUUGGCUAACUAAUGCUGAGCGGGGGUGGGACAAGCCCUUCCCACCUCCACCUCUGGACCUUUUACAGUAAUCACUCGGGGGCUGGUGAUGCCCUUGGUGUCUUAGAUUCCCAGUGUUACUGAUCAGGGAUGUGGGCUGCUGUCUGGGGUAGGUUUUGGGAGGGAAGUGGGUAGGCCAGCAAGCUGGUUUUCUUUCUGUCUUCCUUUUGUUAACACGGGAUUUUAAGCAGGUCAGGGUAUAUCAGUGACUCCUUGUUAUUCCAGGAACCUUGCUUUUCUUGCCUUUGGCUUAGAACCAGCCUACUGAUCUAGGUGUAUGUGUGUCAAUUUAAGGGUGGGGUGGAGGGGUUGCAGUGCAGGAAAGGGGCCCAGAGGUUGGCUUGGGUUUCUUAUAGUUGUCCUUUCUGGGGCUUGAGCAACUGGUAUCAGGCAAAGCAGAGACCUUGGUGCUGGUUGGAGACAGAGCCUGCAGUCUUAGUUACUGAGUUUAUUUUCAAUGAGUUUGGGUUUGUUACAUUGGUUUCCCAAUUAAAAAAAAAAAAAAGAAAGAAAGAAAGACUUGUCCUGUGUGUACAGUUAAGUCUCAGCAGGUAUGACAAUACAUGGCGGGUUGGGGAU